Messenger RNA from Oenanthe melanoleuca, 5271 nucleotides. RefSeq names its product WAS/WASL interacting protein family member 3 (gene WIPF3). The transcript has 9 exons. NCBI's taxonomy places the organism in Eukaryota, Metazoa, Chordata, Aves, Passeriformes, Muscicapidae. Bases 1120 to 2484 code for a protein of 454 amino acids. The record is from RefSeq and is a predicted model, not a curated record. Gene Ontology annotation, molecular function: actin binding.
AAAAGUACCGUGUACUAAAUACUUAUGUGCAUAUUGGAGGGGGAGUGCUGAAGAAAUGUUGGAAAGAAACUCUUAAAGGUUUAAUAACAAUUAACAUGGAUAAAAUUGAGACUAAAAUCUAGUGACUUUCGCAUCAGCCUGUUGGCGCUAAUACAGAGCGACCGGGAAUGUGUUGGUAAAGGGUAGCAUGCGGAUUUUUUAUUUCUCUUUGGAUGUGCUCGGAGUUUGCCAAGGCAUAGAGAUGAUGGGUUAUGUGACAGCCUGCAUCUCUGGGGUUGUGGAGGGGGGCUGGGCUUGUGUCGCUGAAGAAAUUCAGGAGUUUGAGAAUAGGGAGGACACGAGUCCAGCGUGCCUUUGUUUUGUUUGGUCCUGAAAGUGGAAUAUUACUAAGAGAGAUUUCUGAAAGAUACAAAAGUAAGUCUGACUUAGGAGAGGAAAAACUGAUAUAAGAUAAAGUUUGAUGCUUUCCACACAGAACGGUCUGUGUGCAGUCUGGAUUUACGGGCUAAAGUCUGCAAGUGCUCCUGCUGACUCAGACAGUGACAUAUUGCUGGAAUUGCGAUAGCAGUGAUACCUGUUACAGUGCACGCUGCAUGAACCAAGUCGUUGAACUGCUUCCUGAUACAAUCAGUGCUUUCCGUCUCUCCAUCUGUAUAUGCAGUACAAGUUCCUGUCUGUUUCACAACGUGUGCUUGUAUAAUCAGUGUUAACAUCCUCAGUUCGCGUUCUUUCUACUGAAGGACGAGCCAUGGGGCAGAUGAUCAAGGAAACGAAUGCAACUUUACUGCGUGGUGGCUGGGUGGCACUUGUGUGCUGGGGAUGGUUCCCGUUCACUGCGUGAACCUGCGACCCAAAACCGUGUCCCCGCUGGAAUGCGCGGGCGGUGCAGACGCUGCUGCCACCACCCGCGGCUCGUACGGGACAUUGCCCUGCGUGCAGAGGAAGGGUUGAGUCUGCUUUGCUCUCAGGUACCGGCUUCCAUGUGCAAGACAACAUAUGAGGAGCUCAGUGUGGGACCCUUAAAGCAGAUUGUGGAGAGUUCAGACCCCUCUCUUCCAGUUAUAGGACAUAGACUUUGGCUGUAUUUUUCACAACUGCUGAAGCUAGAAAUCCGAGCGGAUGCCUGUGCCACCGCCGCCACCACCUCCUCCUCCACCACCUCCACCACCUUCUGGAGGGCCCCCUCCACCACCACCACCACUGGCAAGCUCAGAGAUACCAAAAUUGCGAAAGGAAGACCAAAAAGCACGAAGUGCACUCUUGGCUGAUAUCCAGCAGGGAACUCGCCUGAGGAAAGUGACCCAAAUCAACGACCGCAGUGCACCACAGAUUGAAAAACCCAAAGGAGCAAACAGAGAUGGCGGUAACACAGCUGUUAAUAAAGGUGGCUUUCAGCAGCCUCUGGGAGGUUUAUUUGCUGGUGGUUUUCCUGUUCUCAGACCAGCAGGCCAGAGGGACAUGACAGCAGGGAGGCCUGGGCAGCUGUCCGGAGGCCGAGCAGCAUCCCCCAGACCGCCGGCACCGCCGAGCGGCGGCGCUGCCAAGGCGGGCAGCAGCCCCUCGCACCCGGCCGAGGGCCCGAGGGCCGCGGCCCCGCCGGAGCCUCCCGGCACCUCCCGAGCCGCGGCGGCAGCGGGCCCCGCUCGGCCCAGCCUGCCCGCGCCCCCUCCACCGCCCCCCGCUUCCAGCAAGCCUUCUCUCAUCUUCCCUCCUCCGCCCCCUCUGCCCCCUCCGGCCGAUCGCCCCGCCAAGGGGCCGACCCCCGGCGCGGCGCCCCCGCUGCCGCCCCCUCAGGCUGACAAACCCACCAAGCCCCAAGCAGGCCCUUCGCUCCCUCCUCCUCCCCCUCCUCCGCCGCUGCCCCCCGUGUCCCCCUGCGGGCUGCCGGGCAGGGCCGCCGAGCCCCCUGCGGCCGCCGCUCCCGCCGAAGGCCGGGACUGCGCCCUUCCCACACCGCCUCCUCCGCCGCCCCCUCCGCCGCCACACGCGGCCCCCAGCAGGCUCUCCUUUCCCCCCUCGCCGGCCUUCAGCGCCGCCGACCUGCCCCCGCCGCUGCCCCCCAAGGCUCCCCACCCGCUGCCGCAGCUGCACAAGCCAAGCAACAUCCAGUCCCUGCCGCUGCCGCCCACCCCCGGGCCGCCCCAGCCCGCAGCCGUGCUGGACACCAGGAAGAAGAGACCCGGCAGAGGCGCAGGAACUGGUGCUGGGAAGUUGGUCACACCUCCACAGCCACCAGCAAGAUCCCCAACAACUGAACUUACAAGCAAGUCUGGAGUCUCAGCCUGGGCUACAGCUCAUGACCCCUACACACCACUUAAAAAUGGAAAUAUGCACAUCAUUGAUGACUUCGAAUCGAAAUUUACUUUCCAUUCUGUGGAAGAUUUCCCUCCACCUGAUGAAUUCAAACCAUUUCAGAAAACAUAUCCCAGCAAGAUACCCAGAGAUCCCUCUAAAAAUCCUCCAUUAAGAACACACGUGAGAUGAGAAGAGUCUUCUGGUGCUCUCUGGACUAGUAUUAAAAAAGAAGAUCAAGAUAAUGUAUAAAACAGAAGGGGUUCCUGUUGCAGUGAUUGAUUGUACUUGAGUCACAAGAACUGCAAUAUUAACAUUUCUAUAAACUGUAAAACAAUAUAAAUUAUACCUUUUGAACUGGCCUACAUACUACAGGAAUGUUAGUACAGGCUUUUAAAUUACUGUAUAUAGGUGAAUAUUUUUUAAGCAAAGCAGCAUAAAAUUUAAAUUCUUUGUAGUGUUGAAAGAAUUCUAAUUCUUAUUGUGCUGGCAAUGUUACCUCAGACUGUUUUGUGCUAUGUGCCCAUAGUUCUUUUUUCCCCUUCCAUCAUAAUUUUUGGAAAUUCUCUAGUUAUUAUUGAGGCAUUUUUUCAAUGAAUUGUCAAACUAAUAUAUUCUCUUUAGUCUGUUUUUAUGUUUCUUCACUUCUUUCAUUCUGCCUGGCCACAGAUUGCAGCAGGAUGUCCCUUUCAUGAAGAAAUGGGCCCACAAUCCUUUUCUCAUGAAGCAUGAAGAGGAGAUGACAAGGAGCUGUGGCUGCUAAUGAGCCUUCCUCCUAAUGAUUACAUAUCCUUAUAGGAUAGUGUUUGAAGAAGCCCAGCUGUGUAGGGUGGUUAUGGACUUGACAAAGAUGACAGAACCUUUCCAAAGCGGAAGAAAAGGAAGUUGCUGUAUUGUAAGCAAGAAAAAGAAAUGGUGUGUGUGAAUACAGUGCUGUGAUGAGUUUGUGUAAGGACACAUGUCCUGUCUUUUCCCGCUGGCAAAGGGGAUAUUUACCAUUUCUGUGAUAGAUUGCCUUUACCCAGCAAUUACAAGGCCUUUGGAUGAGGGGUCUACAUUUUAAACAGGCAACUGCUAUUCACCAGCAGUGAAGGGUCAUUGUCCAAAACACACCACGUGGAACACUCAGCCCCCAAAGUUGUUGUUGUCUCAAAUGGAGUUGAGAAUAAAGUAGAAAAUAACAACUUAGUGGACAAGACUUGAACUACUGCUUUUAAUAUUCAGACCUUGGGUAAGGUCUUCAGAUCACAGAUGUUCAGAUCUGCUCCUAAGAUACUUGUUUCUAACAAGAAUUACCCUUAUUCUUGUGCAUUGGGAGGAGUGGUGCCAGGUCAAGGAGGUGAAUUCUUCCCCUCUGGGCAGCACUAGUGAUGCCACACCUGAUAUGCAGCCCUGUGUGCUGUGUCCAAAUUCUGGGCUCCCCAGUGCAAGGAAGACAUGGUUGUGCUGAAGAGAGUCCUACAAAAGGCCACAAAGGUGAUGAAGGGGCUGGAGCACCUCUCCCAUGAGGAAGGGCUGAGAGAGCUGGGUCUGAUCAGCCUAGAAAAGAGAAGGCUUUCCAAUGUAAGCAAAUAUUUGAAGGGAGGGUUUAAAGAUGGAGCCAGACUCUUCGGUGGUGUCCAGUGACAGGAGACCAGAGGAAAUGGGCACCUGCAACACAGGAGGCACUGUCAGAACAUCAGGAAGUGCUUUUUGACUGUGGGGGUGACUGAGCCUUGGAACAGGUUGCCCAGGGACCUUGGAGUCUCACUCCUUAAAGAUACUCAAAAGCCAUCUGGACUUUGUCCUCAGCACCUGGUACUAGGUGAUCCUGUUUGGCCAGGUGUUAGACCACAGAACCUGUAGCCAUCCCUUUGAAUCCCAACCACCCUCUGAUUCCCCUUUUUACAGCUUUUCUGCAUUCCCAGACGUCGGUUACAACAACCCAAGGCACUGCUGGGGGCAGAGUGGCUGGAAAUCUGUCUGCCACUAAAGGACCUGAGUGUGCUGACUGACAGUAGCUACACAUGCUGAACAGGGGCCAGUGUGUGCUCUGGUGGUCCAGAAAGCCAACAACAUCCUGGCAUGAGGAGGUUCAGAGAGGACCUUACCGCUCUCUAUAGCCCCAAAGGAUACUGUACCCAUGUGGGGGUCAGUCACUUCUCUCAAGUAACAAGUCAGAGGACAAAAGGAAAUGUCCUCAAACUGUGCUAGAGGAGGUUUAAAUCAAUAUUAGGAAAAACAUCUUCACCAAUAGGGUGGUCAGGCAUUGGAACAGGCUCCUCAGGGAAGUGGUGAAGUCACCAUUUAAUACCUACAGGUAUUUAAAAGACUUGUAGAUGUGGCACUCAGGGUCAUGGUUGAGUGGUGAAUGUGGCAGUGCUGGGUUAACAGUUCCAUUACAUGAUCUCCAAUAUAAAUGAUUUCGUGAUUCACCAGCCUGAAAAAGAAUACUGCAGUUCCAGGAUGAGUCUGGUGCUAACAGCCAGGCUAUUUCAGUUAUGGCAAUAAUUUAUAUAAUUGCCAUCAAUUCCCCUCAGUUAGAGGUGUAAUAAUAUUAUAGAUCACUGAUGAUCUUGCCCCAUGGUGUUGCCUUUAAACAAAACUAUUUGGAAAAGACAGGUAACUGCAUCUUUACAUCCUUGCUUUUCUCUUUGUUCUUACAGCAGCUCAGUUAUGCUGCAAAUAUUCCCAUACACAUGCAGUUUCAUGGUGUGAGAUUGUGUAGGGGUAAGAAGCUCUUCACCCACAGGACUCCAAGAAAGCAACAUUUGUCUUUUCCUAGCCUAUUAUAACUUGCUGUACAUUAUGUGAAAAGAAAGAAGAAAAAAAAAUGGUGAUACUUUGACCAAUACUUGUCAGUAGUUAUUUGAUAAAUAUGCAUGAAUAUAGUAACAAGCAAGAAUCUACAUUGCUACUUAAACAACUGGAAAAGUUGAAUACUGUUUUUAAAACUAUUUUGUUAUAGUACAAUUAAAAGUGGCAUAUUGUUGGCUCUCA